This is a messenger RNA of Pieris brassicae (large cabbage white), 1394 nucleotides long. RefSeq names its product protein odd-skipped-like (gene odd). The record is from RefSeq and is a predicted model, not a curated record. Gene Ontology annotation, molecular function: RNA polymerase II transcription regulatory region sequence-specific DNA binding; DNA-binding transcription factor activity, RNA polymerase II-specific. Bases 67 to 1107 code for a protein of 346 amino acids. NCBI's taxonomy places the organism in Eukaryota, Metazoa, Arthropoda, Insecta, Lepidoptera, Pieridae. The transcript is spliced from 3 exons. Gene Ontology annotation, cellular component: nucleus. Gene Ontology annotation, biological process: embryonic hindgut morphogenesis; embryo development; embryonic pattern specification.
CUCACGCAAGCCGGUUGUCUGUCAUACCCGGUUUGUGGACAUCAGUGUUGUGUAGUGUUUUGUUUUAUGGAUUGUCUCGCAAUGGAAGAUAAGGCGUACAGUGUUGACAGUUCAGACGAUAUUAAUAUCGAGGAAGACGAAGAAGAAAUUAUCGAGGAUAACCACAGUGAGUGCUAUCCGCCAGAUUUUCCGAUCGAAGCGCUUGUGAAGUUAGAGAGGCCGUCUCCACCUUUGCCGACGCCGCCGCACACGCCGACAGACGACACACCACCCGCUGUGAUUGUAUCUAGACACCAGGCGUGGCCCGCGCCCCAGUACCCCAACUACAGAGCAAUGCAGGCCCCAUACUCCUACGACAAAGUCCCAUAUAAUUAUCCAACACCUUACGUCCAACCACAAGUCGCCACCUUACCACCUUCCGCUCCCUACCACGCAAUGCUGGUCAACCAGUGGAUAAGAAAUGCUGCCUUAUACCAUCAUACUCUACGAUACCCGUCUAUGGCGCAAAGAAUGCCCGGAAGAAACCCUGCACCAAUGAGAGGACCAGGAGUCGCAGGAACGAGACCAAAGAAGCAAUUUAUUUGCAAAUACUGCAACCGGCAGUUCACAAAGUCAUACAACUUGUUAAUUCACGAAAGAACACACACGGAUGAAAGGCCCUACUCGUGCGAUAUCUGCGGGAAAGCUUUCAGAAGACAAGAUCAUCUUAGAGACCACAGGUACAUUCAUUCGAAAGAAAAACCAUUCAAAUGUACGGAGUGCGGCAAAGGGUUUUGUCAGUCACGAACGUUGGCGGUUCACAAGAUUCUGCAUAUGGAGGAGUCACCCCACAAGUGUCCCGUAUGCAACAAAAGUUUUAACCAAAGGUCGAAUUUGAAGACGCAUCUCUUAACUCAUAGUGAAGCGAACAAGCAUCAUAUAGAACACCUCGAGGGGUGUCAGGAAGUGUCAUCUACAAGUCAGGCGUCAGAGAGUCCCUUAUUGGAUCUGUCUCACAAGCCAUCGCCUCCGCCCCAAGCGUACCCUAUACAUGUGUCACAAGCAUCACCACUAGAGCCGCCGAAGAGGCCUCUGGGUUUUUCAAUAGAAGAUAUAAUGAAGCGCUAAACCCGUGUAGUACAAACCAAUCCUGGGUACCUAACCUACCAAAGUGAUCACUUAUAGUAUUAUAAUUUCAGUAUUAUUUGAUUUAAUUAACGGUACUCAUCAUUUAUCUUUCAUCUAAGUUUGAUCUUUACUAAAGACUGAUUGUUUAUAAUUAUUGUUAUGUUUCUAAGAUGUUUAUUUAUUGUGAUAGGUGGAUAACUAAAGUUACCAAAAAUAUUACCGUUAGAUUACCGGACUUGUAAAUGACUAUAGUAUUAACGUUCCUUUGUAAAUAGUGUUUAAGUUAA